AUGGUUUGCAAAGAGGACGUGGUAUCAUGGUUUAAAGAAUUGGAAAGCUAUAAACGUAUAGAUGCAAUGUGUACAUUACUAAAUAUGUGCUUGCCAUUUGAAUUACGCUUUAUUGGCACGUACCUUGAAGAGCUUGGUAAGCGCGAUUUUCAGGAGUUGCGUGGUGCGGAACUAAGAGCAAACAAUCCCACAGAUCUCGCUGCUGAUAUCGGUGGAGCAGACACAGAUUCGCGUACUCGACGGAAAAUGGCUUUAUAUGUUUCACUGUUGCGAUCGUGUAAUUUUGCUUGUGCUACCACAUUAUACAAUGCCAUGGUCAGUUUAGAACAGAGUGGCCUGUUGAAAGGUUUAUAUGGCGAUCUACUCGAAGAAAUACUUCUGUUGUACACAAUGGCCUUGCACCAUCCAGCCUUCACAUUUGAUCAGAAAUCACAUUUCGGAGAGAUAUUAGAAAAGCUGAAAAUUGAGGAUCAACGGAUACAAUAUCAGGAACAGCAAGAUCAUAAUAUAAAUAUUGCUCCUGUGAGUGGUUGCCAAACCCAGACUAGUAUCACUCCCAAUAUGUCAGUCCCGCCACCUAAUUUGUCUAGCUUGGGGCCACCACCUGGUAUCAUGUAUGUUAAGCCACCCGGGGUGCAGCCACCCAGUUCAGAUGGAGUUUCCGAACUAAGCUCUCCUCCAGUGCUCAGUGGUGCGACAAACUUGGUGCCACUGUUAGGAGAAGUACCACAUCCGCCUCCUGGCUUGCCACUUCCACAGUACAAUGUUGGAGAUUUCCUAGGCCAGCAUGCAUGGCCUGCGAACAUCAUAGUUUCACCGUUGAAUCAACCACUAGAGGUGAUGAACUACCCGGGCGGGCCCGGCGCGCCGGCGUCGCCGCUGGUGUCGUCGCCGGGUGACAGCCGCGCCGCGUCCCCGCGCGCGCGUCGCCGCCAGUCGCGCGACCGCUCGCCGCCCCUCGUGCCGAUGCCGCCGCCGGACGCGCUGCCGCAUCUCACCGCCAACUUCGACAAUCUCACUAUUAAUGAGAUGCGGCAUAAUAUUGGAGAGGAGAGAUUAAGAGAGAUCACAGCGGUGCACCACCAGUACCGGUCGCUCGAGAAGCUAAAUGGCAUCCGGCGGCGCGCCGCGUUCUGUCCCCCGGCGCGUUCGUCGUCCGACAGCGGCUCCAGCGCCGCAUCCUCGCCGCCCGGCACGCCCGCGCCGCCCCGCCGCCCGCCGCCCUCCGCCCCGCCCGUGCCCUACAUGCCCUACACACGGCCCUAUCCCUACCCGACGCCCCCGCCCGCCUACCGAGCGCCCCCGCCGCCCUUCGCCAACGGUGAGCCCCCACCGUACCCCGCCCCUGCCCCGUUCACCGGCUUCGUGCCCGUACUGUACGCUCCACCGAAGCUGUCCUGUUGGAACUGCGGGGGCGCCGGUCAUGCGGGUCACGAGUGCAAGGAACCUAGCAUGGAGGAGAUGACUCGAGCCGGGGGGUACCAGUUGGACUUUGGAGGUGCCCCCCCGCCCGAGGCCGAGAAGUAG
Melitaea cinxia (Glanville fritillary) is the source of this 1527-nucleotide messenger RNA. Its product is annotated as proline-rich protein 36. The record is from RefSeq and is a predicted model, not a curated record. Bases 1 to 1527 code for a protein of 508 amino acids. Gene Ontology annotation, molecular function: zinc ion binding; nucleic acid binding. The transcript has 4 exons. NCBI's taxonomy places the organism in Eukaryota, Metazoa, Arthropoda, Insecta, Lepidoptera, Nymphalidae.